AUGAAGAUCUUGUCUUAUUCCCUGUUUUCUGCCUUGCUGAUACCAAAUCAUUGCUUUGCGCCGCUUCCCAAAGGCGUAUUGGAGGCGGAGUCAGAGCAUUCGCAACCGAUAACCGAAACUUUGCAUUUGUUGGAUGAGAAAGGUCAUCUACCUAUAUCGUGCGAAUUUCCUCAAGAAACCUGUUCGGAGGCAAAAAAGCUACAAACAUUUACAUCUUCUGACCAUGAGAGAGGGCAACAACAAAAGGGAGUCUCGAAUUUGCAUUGUCCAGAUCAUGAUACCGAGGUCCCGCCCUUGAAGAAGAGUACUUUCGAGUCCCUUCCACGAGCUGUGCGUACUCUCAAUAGAAUGAUCCAUUUUUGCUACCUAUAUGAGUCAUUGACUUAUCACGUCGUGUUGAAUUUCUUAACCAAGGACUUCGAAAAGAGUACAAGAACCAAGAGGGAACAAAAUCCUGCUGAACAUCAUAAUCCUAAAUCUACUUGUUCCAAGGAGGAAAAUGUCGCCUUGGACUCCACCUCUAGGCCGCUCAAACCAGCAAAGUCAGAAACAGAAACAGAAAAAGACACACUGAUGCCGUUAUUUCAGGUUGGAGAAUUCAAUAUUCCAACAGCACCAGCUAACAUCGCUCCAACAGUACCAACAACACGUGGACCGGUCCCUUCGCAAAUUUCUACCAAUGCGUCGGAACACAUCAGUAGCUUCCCGCAACACACAACUCCCUCAGAAUCAUUGCACGAGUACAAACCACACGGGUACAAUUUUCCUGCUCAUGAUAGUGCAACCAUGGAGUAUUUCCAGCCGCAACCAUAUGCUUGGCCAUAUUACCCAAUAUAUCCAAAGGCAGCGUACAUUGGCUCAUCAAAUACCCCACAUGUAAAUAUUCCUGUUUUUGAGAAUGCACACUGGAAUCUUCAACCCAUAUAUGGGUCUCACCAACCAGGAUCUUUACUCCAUUCCCCUCUCUCAGGGAGCUAUGCACAACACUUUCCACCUUCAAUUACACCCCCCAACCAGUAUUUUUUUCAAUAUGGUUACCCUACACAGUAUAUGGUCGGGACAUUAGUUUACGCAGUUCCAGUGAGCAUGCCUUCAUUUACAUAUGAAUGGAAUGGGUCAGGAUAUCUAUUGAAUACCUGCUAUCCCUCACCAAUGGACCCUCAUUUUGCUUGCAUACCACAAGCUCCAUUAGAAAAUACACUGCAAGGUGAAAAUGAGUUCAACUUCUAUCCACCAUCAGGAUCAGAAGCUCUGAGACCAGUACAGUAUCCAGGUGCAACAAAUCUCCAUCUGGACAAGGGAUCUAAACUUGAAAGUAUCUCAGCAAUCAAACGUUCAGAAAGACCACGCAGGCCAGAAAGCCAAUUUGAACCCAACUCCAAUAAAAUGGAACCGGACAAUAGGCAUAUGACAUCAACAUCUAGCAAGUCAGGAAAAGGAAAACAACCACAAUUGCAAACUGAGUCAAACAGUGUUACUCACAAUCUGGAAUCCUUGAAAAUUGACAAAAUGACUUCUGAAACUAAAAAUCACCAUAAUAUGGAUCUGCUAGAGAGCGGAUUCAAAGGUGAAACUCUCAACAAAUCAAAUGAGGAAGCAGAUUAUUCUGCCAGAAAAGAUUUGGAUUCAGAGUAUAAUGAAUGGCUAGAUUCAGAAGCUAAUAAAAAGGUAACACCAAAGGGGUUGUUUGCGUCAAAGUUGGUCCAAAAGAUGGCACAAAAUCCUUCAGAACCUAUCCAUACCAGGGAGGAUAGUCUCCAGAUUUACAAUACCACACCCCAGAAAAUUUCAAAUUUCAAUCUCAACAGUGCACAUGAGUUUCCACCUCUUCGAUCAUCUUUUGGACAACAAAAUCAAUGGUCGGGUAAACUCAAUAAAGGGAAAAAUCCCAUCUUGGAAUAUUUGAGUUCAGAGAAGACUAAAUGUUCCACAGACAAAUCAUGUGAAACAAACAUUGAAGCAAAAAAGCCUUUAACAUACAAUGAAUUAUCAACUUUGGUUGGUCAUGGUACCCCAGGGAUCAAAAUCAGCUCAAAGAAAACUGGAUCACCUUCCAGGUACAAGGAGGAUUCCAACAAAAUAUCUGAUAAGUACUUAUUUGAUUCAAUUCAUAAAUCAAAUAAAGGAAGUUUAUCAUUGGAAUCUACUAGUGAAAAAUUUCAUUCAAAGAAUCCAGUCAACAACUCUAUGAAGUCUCUUGGAGUUCUCCAAGAAAUUGAAGAUUUGGAGAGUGAAGCUACAAUUUCUCAAAAGACUUCAAAAACUGGUCCAUCAAAGGCUUCUUUGUCUUCAAUCUCAAGAAUCAGAGAUACUGGAAUGAAUGCCCAGUCAAUCAAGAAUGAACAUAUUGCAAAUAAUGAUGAGAAUAUGAAAAUUGUGGUACCUAGUAGUAUCAGAUCUUCUAACACAAAGUUCAACAUGAGAAAAAAGGUUAAAAGCAAAAAUAUCUACCCUCCAGUUAUGCCUGUUGAAAACUCCUUGCACCAAGGCUCAUCUACAACACUGCUUGAUGCCUUCCAAAAACUUUCAAUGACUGGGCCACAUACGAACAAAUUUGUUCAAUGGAUAUAUACUAUGAUUUCACAAGUUGGAAAGGUUAUUGGACAUCAAAUUUGGAAUGCCCCCCACAAACUUGUGGAAGUUGCAGGUGAAAUAGCUACUCAAGCUACUGAGAUAGGUCUAAGAUACACUAAAGAGUAUGAUGAUGAACCUUCAAAGGAUUUCAAUGAACAGGAAGGUUUUCAUCAUCUUGAUUCCAAAAAUGCCUCACAACUAAUUGAGAACCAAUCACAGCAAAGAAAAAAGAAGAGAAAAACAUUCAAGGCUUUAAUUGCCAACCCUCUUUCAAAAGAUAAUCAAGAUAAUCUAAGAGGCACUGCAAACCUUGCUCAGACUGUUGAUAAAAAUUUUCAUCAAGAAGAAGGAAUGAAGCCUGAAUUGAUGGAGCUGCUUUGUGGGUUGUAUCAAACUCACAAUGAAACUGAGUUCUGCUCAAUGGAUCUUACUUUGAGCUUGCAUGAAAAAUUGAAGGCUUUUAGUGACUUUAGAUGGGAAUCUAUACCAUCACAUAUCAUCCAUCACUCAAAUUUACCUAAAAAUGAGGUUCAAAGAAGGACACAAGUCCUUGCUCAUCAGCAAAGUCAAUUUAUGAUUGAUGAAAGCUGGAAAGAUUAUCAUCCACACCUUGAUGCUCAAGUAGUUCAGUGGCUUUGUUUGAUUUUUCAAGUUGAGAGUCCUUGGCCAACCUUCUCCCAUUUGAAUGAAAGCUUUGAGAUAUGUGUCAAAAAGGAGUUAAGCUCAAUACCUCAAAUUGGAGAGAAGUUUGACACAUUGAAGAUGGUUUUGGGAAAAGAGCUAGACACAAGGAAUGAAUUGAUUCAUUACAUGAUCUCCCGUGGAUCCAAGCCAAUUUGGUGGGAUGUAUCUGAAAUGAGUGAAGCCAGAAGACAAGGAAUCUAUGUCAUGGACCUCAUCCGACUAGGUGAUGCUCUGUGCUUUGAUAACCCUCAAGCUUUCAAAAAAACACUUUUAGUAUUAGAUGAAUCCAAGCUUAAUAGGCAAAGAGACCCCCAAAAGUAUCCAGUAUAUGGGUGUGAUUGGGAAGAUUCACCGGAGAAGAAUUGGUUACGCAGUAAACCCAAACUAUGGAAGAUCUAUCAAUCUAAUUUGAAGGAAUUGAUUUUGGCAACUGACAAAGCUUGCCUAUAUUUACAUCCAGGGUUGUUAAAUCACAUAGGUAUAUCCUCAGAAAGAACAUGGUGGUCAGGAGGAGAUUUAUUGAUUUGGAGUGAUUCAAGUGCGCCAGUGAUUUUAAUGAAUAAAAUUGGUGAAAGUUUAAAUUUGAAGAAUUUUAAAGACCUAAAAUUUGAUAUGAUUCCAAUAAUCAAAAAGAAGAUUACUAAUCAUGGUAUUGAUUCAAAAACAAGGAAAAGGAUGAUGCUUUGUUUUGAGAGAAGAUGUGAAUUGAACUUGGAACUUGAAGAGAGAAAUAAAGGCUUGAUUUGGAAGAUAAAGGAUCAUAUUUUCUCAGCUUGGUCAUAA
Melampsora larici-populina 98AG31 is the source of this 4041-nucleotide messenger RNA. RefSeq lists its product as uncharacterized. Lineage: Eukaryota; Fungi; Basidiomycota; Pucciniomycetes; Pucciniales; Melampsoraceae. The record is from RefSeq and is a predicted model, not a curated record. The transcript has 7 exons. The coding region runs from base 1 to 4041 and encodes 1346 amino acids.